CUCGCAGGCCCAGCAUGCUCUGCGGCCGCGGGCUGGCGCCAUGAAGGCCUACUUGGUGCCCCUUUCUGUCCUGGGCACCUUUGUGGGAGGAGCCGUCUUACUGAAGGAUAAUGUCACCGGCGGGACCUGUCCCAGCAAGGCAACGAUUAAAGGAAAGACCGUAGUCGUAACUGGGGCAAAUACCGGCAUCGGGAAAGAAACGGCUUUGGAACUUGCCAAGAGAGGAGGCCGGAUCAUCAUGGCCUGUCGGGAUAUGGGUAAAUGCGAGGCGGCAGCCAAAGAAAUCCGAGGAGAAACCCUCAGUCACAGUGUCUAUGCCCGAUACCUCGACCUCGCCUCCCUGAAAUCGGUCCGAGAGUUUGCCGAGAGGAUAAACCAAGAAGAGGAGCGGGUCGAUAUCCUGAUCAACAACGCCGCCGUAAUGAGGUGUCCGUAUUGGAAGACUGAAGAUGGCUUUGAGAUGCAGUUCGGCGUCAACCACUUGGGUCACUUUCUUUUAACAAAUCUGCUCUUGGAGAAAAUGAAAGCAUCCGAGAGCGCCCGGAUCAUUAACGUCUCUUCCUUGGCCCACGUGGCCGGGACGGUCGACUUCGAUGACUUGAACUGGGAGAAGAAGAAGUUUAACACCAAAGCGGCUUACUGCCAAAGUAAACUGGCCAAUGUGCUGUUUUCACGGGAAUUGGCUAGGCGACUGGAAGGAACGGGAGUGACCGCCAACUCCCUGCAUCCCGGGGUUGCCAAUACUGACCUGGGAAGGCACACGGGAAUGCACAACUCCAUGUUUUCCAGUGCCGUUCUAGGACCCCUGUUUUGGCUGUUGGUGAAAAGUCCCAGGCUGGCCGCACAGCCCAGCGUGUACCUCGCAGUAGCCGAGGAGCUGGAAGGAGUAUCGGGGAAGUAUUUCGAUUCAAUGAGAGAAAAAGAACCCGCUCCCCAAGCCCAAGACGAAGAGGUGGCGAAGAGGCUCUGGGUGACGAGCGCUCAACUGGUUGGCCUGGAAGAGACUCCGUCCCGCUCCCGUGGGGGAAAAACUGCCAGCGCGAAGCAGAAAUAGAGAUAAUGGAUCAAUCAAUCAUAUUUAUUGAGCGCUUACUGUGUGCAGAGCACUGUACUAAGCGCUUGGGAAGUCCAAGUUGGCAACAUAUAGAGACAGUCCCUACCCAACAGUGGGCUCACGGUCUAAAAGAGAUAAUGGAUCAUGCCAAGAGACCAGAUAGGCCAGAGCGCUUAGUACAGGGGUCUGCCCAGUAAGCGCUCGGGAAAUAUCUUUGAGGGACUGAUCAAACCCCCUAUGGUACUAAAUAAUAAAGAGCUGUAAAUCUGAAGCAUGGAUACUGCGCUGUCACUAAUGCGUUUGAAAAGGAGCCAGUGAAAGGAGGUUAAAAACAAAGUAAUUGCUUCACUCCAGAGAAGCAGGGUGACCUAGUGGAGCGAGGAUAGGCCCGGGAAGCAGAGGACCUGGGUUUUUAUCCCGGCUCUGCCACUUACCUGUUGCAUGACCUUGGGCAAGUCACGUCACUUCUCUGGGCCUCAGUCCUCUCAUCUGCAAACUGGGGUUGCAAAACUUCCUGCUUAGACGGUGAGCCGCACGUGGGACUUGAUGGGCCUUUAUCUACCACAGUGCUGAGAACGGUUUUUGACACAGAGGAAGCGCUUAACAAAUACCACAACUAUCAUCGUUAUCAUUAUUGACCGCUUCCAAAGGCAACAGACAAGCACAGUAAGCGAUUUAAACUUAUCUACAGACUUUAUUCCCGGAAGCCAACAUAUAUUCAGUACGGGUUCUGCUUACCAACAAUGUCAUCGGUUACAUCUCUUUUCACACUUUAGUUCCUUUCUAAAUGCGGAAGUUAAAUGAGCAGAAAACAAAUCCGUGAACAUGUUUGGAAAAGCCAACAGCAUAAACAGCCUAAACUGAAUUAGCUUUAUAACUCACUCUAGUUGUUAGAACGAUUACUGCUCGAUUUGAAUGUUACCGUAAAUGUGGAUAGCAGUUCGUGUGAUCUGUGGCGUUUGCUAGCAAGAUUUUCGAUGUUCUACUGUAUCCAGCGCUUAGCACAGUGCUUUGCGCAUAGUAAGUGCUAAAUAAAUGCCAUCGUUUAUUAUUAUUUUAUUACUAUAAGAGCGGAAGCCCGCAUCUCCAAAGAGGCAAAAAUGAUUUUCUGCAAUUUUUUUCACCUCACUAAUGCAAGGGCACACCAUCUUUAGACUGUAAAUGAAAGAAUACAGAUUUCUCUAUUUUCCAUGCCUUAUAAAGCCGCCCAUUUUAAAUGCUUACGGGUGUUUAUGCUCCCUACGGUCCGGAGAGCUGAGGGUCUCUUACCAAAGUGGUCUGUCACUGAAAUGUCAAAAUGCCUGUAAAUAAUAACCCAUUCACCCUGGAGAAAGGAGAGAAACACCUGCAAAGUUAGUAGACAUAAAUACCCUACAGCGCACAGACAAACACUUGGGCUAGAAUGUUUUCACGAGAAAGUUAUUCUGCCUUCAAGAACUUGAAUUUGGCAUUAUUCUUCAUGAGACGCUUUUGAAGAACUAGGAAGAGGGCCAAUUACUGCCGUAGAGUCGGAUUAAUUAUGUAGUUAGCUAAUUUGACCUACAAAGUAAAAGCAGCAGGGACUUCUACCAGUCGAAUGAGCAGGCUUACUGGCUACCUCUCCACCACUACAGCGGGCAGCCGGUAGCCCAGGGGACGUAUUGCCAUGUUAGAGGUAUCGCUUGGAUAAAAAGAGGUGCAAGUAUUCGGAUUGGAAGAGUAAAUUAGCCCAACACCCUGACUUUAGCUGGUCCAAAGGAAUCUGAUCUUUCUGACUGCCCUAAUGGUUUCCCUGAUCUCUCAAGGUGAAGACUCUUACCUACAGCGAAAGUCGCACUGAAAGGAAGAAAGCUGACGUGGAGACGGCGAGCUCACCGUGGGCAUGGAAAGCGGCUACCAACUCUUCUGCUGUGCUCUCCGAAGCACACCGUAAAUGCGAUUGCUUGAAUGAUCUGCAGAAAUGCCACGCAAUGUCCAGAAAUAAAACCCUCCCUCCCACCUUACCUGUGGUUUUAGGUGGGGGGUACUUCAUCCCUUCAGCAGGAUGAAGGAGCCACAGGGAGUGGAGCACCUGAACUUAGCUGUGGCCCUUCACACUGGAGAGAGCUGGAUUUCUACCCUUUUGAUCAACUGUCCCCUUAAUUCAGUCGGCCGGCAACCCUUGGAAUGCCAUUUUCCCCCCCGGCAGGGCUACAUUCGGUCCCCAUGUCACACCACGAAAGCCCGAAGGCGGAGCCUGAAAACUUACUAAAAGACUCGUAUUUGUGAUCCAGUUCUCGCCCUUGCUCCCUGGAGGAGGACUGGGAAAGACUACUUCCAUUCUGGCAUUUUUAAAUGCCAGAGGUUGCUCGGGAAGCUUUGAAAUCUGACACAUCACACCCUGGUAAAAAGGUAAGGAAGGGAGGCAUGUGUAUUUACCUGGCAACUGAGGAAAUUGGGGGCACCGAGAGGUCCUCGGGGAGUUGGAGGCUGUUUGCGGAAUAAUCCGGUUGUGAAGCGCAGCGACAUUGUAGUGUGUGGAGAGCAGUGGGGGAAAGCUGUACAAAUGAGACUUACCGCCUUAAAAAUGACACGUGUAGGAAAAUUAGACCUUAGUAUCUGAGUAAUAAGGGAAAGCACAAAUGUAUUUAAAUGGAAACGGGUUCCCCUGACCUCGGCCUAAGGAGCGACUCAAAGAUCAAGGGUUCUGAGAUAGGCCAGAACAGCCUGAGCCCCUGACCUUAA
Molecule: messenger RNA, 3757 nt
Organism: Tachyglossus aculeatus (Australian echidna)
Lineage: Eukaryota; Metazoa; Chordata; Mammalia; Monotremata; Tachyglossidae
Gene: RDH13
Product: retinol dehydrogenase 13
Exons: 7
Coding region: 41-1054 (337 amino acids)
Source: RefSeq, a predicted model, not a curated record